AAAAAAAAAAAAAAAAAAAAACCUUUUUAGUUUUUUUCACCCUAUUUCUUCCUCAGCCAACACCCAAUCAACCGAACCGCUAAUAACUCACCGUCGAUCACUCACAUGUCACCGGCACGUGCCUCCACCACCAUCAACCACCGAAGCACGUGACACCAUGAAAACAAACAUCACCCAGUAUCUCAAAUCCAAAAAACCCACCUCCGAUGAUGAUGACACCAACGAUCAAACAUCUUUAUCAUUAUCAUCAACCGAUUUAGCCUCGCACGACGACGUUUUGACCGAGAUACUACUCCGGUUACCCAUCCGAUCACUCCUCCGAUCCAAAUGCGUAUCCAAACAUUGGAAAUUAUUGAUUUCCGAUUCCCGUUUUGCCCUUGCUCGAAACCCUAACCCUAAUCCCCCUUCUGGGUUGUUUCUGCAACGAUUUGGUAAUGUUUCUUGUCCUGAGUAUGAGUUUGUGUGUUUUGAUCGUGACAAGAAUGUUAAACCCCCGUUUAAAAGGUUGAAUUAUGAUGGGUAUUUGUCGAAUUUAUCGAAUUUAUCGAAUUCGUCGAGUUCGAAGAAUUCGACACAUUCGGGUGUGAUUGUGCUGCAAUCUUGCAAUGGGUUGAUGCUUUGUUAUAGUUUGAAUGAGUACUUUUGUAAUGUUACAAAGGAUAUUGAGUAUAAUGCUAGUUAUUAUGUGUACAAUCCGACGAUUAACCAAGUCGUGAAGCUCCCGAAUCUUCACGGGUGCGAUUGGAUUCGAAGGCGACCGCGUGGGAUGACGUUGGUUUUCGAUCCGGUAAAGUCGGGUUGUUAUAAGGUAGUGUGCGUUAGAGCGCAUUUGUGGAGUGAUCAUGUUUAUACGAUCGAGGUUUACUCGUCGGAAACGGGGAAGUGGAGGAUGUUUGGGACGCCGUGCGGGAAUCAGGUUGAUACCGAGUUUAUGGGUGGGGUGUAUUGGAACGGUGCGGUUCAUUGGGUUAACAAGAAAGGGUAUGUUUUGUAUUUGAAGAUUGACGAGGAUCGCGUCGAUAGAGUUGCUACGCCUGUUGUGCACGAUGGGUGGAAUGUUAAGAAGCAUUGUUAUCCGAUAGUCGAGUCUAACGAUUGCUUGUUGUUUAUCGAUAUAUUUCCGGCGUCAAGUUUGAAGCUUGACAUUUAUGAAAUGAAUAGGGAUUAUUCGGGGUGGUCGGUUAAGUACCAUGUAGAUCUUAAUCGAGUGAUGAGUAGAUUCCCUGAAACCGACGUGAUUAUCCGGGCUUUGCGUUCACUCAUGUCGGCACAGCCGUUUGUGAUACAUUGUUUUGUUGAGGGAGAAGGGGAAGAUGAAGCGUUUUUGGUGUUGGAAAUACCUGGGAAGGCUGUAAGAUACAAUAUUUUUUCGAAGACGUAUCAGGAGCUUUGUGAUCUUGACGUAUCUAAACCGUCAAGGUUGUCUGUUGCGGAUGAUGGAUUUUCGAAACUGGGUCGAUGGCCAGGUGCUUUUUUGUUCUUCGAGUCGCUUUCUAACGUCUAGUCGAAAUGUUGUACUUACCUUUUUCUUUUUGUGGGAUACUUGUCUGUUAUGUGUCUGGUUAAAGUUUCAAACUUAAACAUAUAGGUUUUCGACUUUUCGUUCUAGCUUAUUCGCCCUUUAUAUCAUAUGUUGUUUCGCUUUCGAGUUUCAAACUUUGGUAUGUAAGUUUACCUAUAGAUAGUUAAUGGUUCAGGUUUAUCAUGGAA
Molecule: messenger RNA, 1710 nt
Organism: Helianthus annuus (common sunflower)
Lineage: Eukaryota; Viridiplantae; Streptophyta; Magnoliopsida; Asterales; Asteraceae
Product: F-box protein At5g07610-like
Exons: 1
Coding region: 158-1504 (448 amino acids)
Molecular function (GO): protein binding
Source: RefSeq, a predicted model, not a curated record